AUGGCAGCUUCUUCUUGCUUAUCCAAGGGAAGGCUCGAGAAGGCACAAAGAUCACCAGCUCGAUACACGUGGUCAACUAGCUUAGUACAAGUUGAUGGUCUUGACAAAAAGCCUGUUUUUAGCAGAUCAGACACGGGCUCACCCCCAACAGAGCUAUCACCAAUUCUCGAACCGACAGUUCGUGCAAUUGGAGGACUCUUCGCUUAA
Molecule: messenger RNA, 207 nt
Organism: Prunus armeniaca (apricot)
Lineage: Eukaryota; Viridiplantae; Streptophyta; Magnoliopsida; Rosales; Rosaceae
Source: the annotation of a GenBank genome assembly